UAUAACUCAAUACCCCUGCCUCCCUCCCAUGGAAACAACGUGGUCGUCGUAUGAGCUUCUUCUUCUUCUUCUUCCUCUUUAUUCUAUAACUUUUUCUGCUCUGAGAUCUUUGACGCUCAUAUCCAUCCCUAAAUAAUACUAGUGCUCAUCUCUUGGUUUCUUUCUUCAAUUACUCAUCAAUGGAUGUAUAAAUAUAUAGUAAAUAGUAGCUUUGUUCUCAGAUGUCAGAUGUAUGAUGAAAGCAACUAGUCUCCAAAGAAAAAUUAUUGGCGAUGAUGGAAGAAAAGGAGGAACAUGGCUGCCCUAGUUCCUUUAAACCACACAAGAACCCGAAGAAGAGAAAGUCUACUACUACUUCAGCAAUGAUACUGGACAAUACCCCCUUCAGCCUUUCUAAACGAGCCAUUUUGUCCCUCACCAAACCCUCAUAUGCUCUUGGCCUGGGUUCCAAGACCUUCAGGAGAGAAAACCGUGAUAGGUUGAGCUACCUUUUCUCAAAGCUCAUGACCCACCACCAAUGGACUCAAGCUACUGGCGUCCUUAGUCUCUUGUUGAAAGGGACUUGCAAAGACAAGUCUCUGCCCAACAACCGCUUCAAGUACACUGCGUUAAUGGAGAUUGUUGAGCUUUUAGGAACUGAUUCUAAUAACGGGACAAGGGUCAAGAACAUUUAUGACAUUUGGAUUAGAAAAACUGCGACCAUGAAAGGAAAGCAUGUUGAAAAUCCAUACCUGGUUCAUAUAGAGUUUAUCGUUUUUUGUCUUACACAAGGGAAUAUUGACGAUGCUCAUCAGGCUGCGUUAUGGCUCAUGCAAGAAAAUGAUUUUGGUAAAGAGCCAGUUUCAAAUAUGAUUGUAGGAUUGACAUUCUACCAAUUAUGGUACUCUACUAUUCCAAAAGAAGUGUUGUUCAAAGAUUCUGACCAGGUUUAUUCCCCUGGCCAUACAAAUAAACCUGCUUUCACAGAAGGGUGGGAUAGAGCUGAUUCUAAUCAAUCUGGUACAGACUUUCAAUGUGAUUCAAACUCCUCUAUCAAGAAUGAUAAAAGAAUACAUAUUGAUUUGGAUAAGGGCUUACAGACAGAAAGCUCUGUUGGAGUUGAUAGUGUACAGAUAGAAACUCUUCCACAGAACUUUCAGCCCCAGGGCUUCUAUGCAAAUUCUGCUGACAAUACAGGAAGUGAGGCUUUAGAAUCUUGUCAUGGUGAUCAGAUAACUUCCACUUUUUCUGCUCUUGAAGGCUUGAAUUCGGUAUUGUUACCUGUAAAGUUGUUGCAAUCUACUGAGAAUUGCGUGCAUAAGGAAAUGCUUAAUGACUAUUACAAGGAGGCAGUGAAGUACUUAAGACAUGCUCUGUGCUCAACCCCACCAGUUUUGGCGGCCUUACUUCCCUUAAUACAGCUGUUACUGGUCGGAGGUCAAGUUGAUGAGGCCUUAAAUGAGCUCAACAAAUUCUGCUGUAAUUCGAACUCAACACUACCUAUGCGAUUAAGAGCUACCCUCAUGGAGCAUUUUGAAUAUAACAGCAUGAAUAUUUCUUCCUGUUUUGAAGACAUCUUAAAGAAGGAUCCUACUUCUUGUGAUUCACUGGUGAAGCUUGUUAUGAUGCAUCGAAAUGGGGAGUAUAGUUCUGAAUCUUUGUUGGAGAUGAUAGCUUGUCAUCUCGAUGCUACAUAUGCAGACCACAAUACAUGGAGAGAGUUUGCUUCAUGUUUCUUGAAACUUUCACAACAUGAAGAAGACCAGAUGUCAGUGUGUCUUAAUGAAAAUGGCAGCGGGGUUAAACAAUGCUGCUCAGUUUCUUUUAAUAAGAUUCCCAAAUUAUUUAUGGAGGGUAAAUCUCAAAAGAAUUGGAGGCUUCGAUGCAGAUGGUGGAUGACACGUCACUUUAGCACAAAUAUGCUUGCAUCGGAGAUUGCAGCAGUUGAUUUGGAGCUCCUAACUUAUAAAGCAGCAAGUGCUUCUCACAUGUUUGGACCCAGGUUUGCUUAUGUAGUGGAUGCUUAUUCUUGUUUGGAGGAGAAAAAUGAAAUAGAUUUUCUCUUUAUCCUGAAAUUGCACAUAAGUAAGUCCACUGGGGUCUAUUCAAGCUUUGAACAGAAUAAUAAAUGAUAGAAGUGUAAAGAGCAGCAAAAAAGAAGGCGGGAUAAAUGGCGGUGUUUGGCGGAGGAUUGGGUGGUGGUUUGUUCCUCUCACAGCCAGUGACCUUCGUGAUGGGAAACGCCAAGAAGCUCGAAGAAGUUGAUGCCAUUUUGGGCAAACACCAUUCCCUUUCAGUUCUUCAAGCUUGAUCUAACUGAGUUGCAAGGCAUGCCAGAAGACAUCUCCAAAGAAAAGGCUCGUUUGGCUGCCAUUUAGGUGAAUGGGCCAGUGCCGGUUGAAGAUAAUUGCCUCGGCUUCAAUGCCCUUUAGGGUCUUCCUGGUUUGUACAUCAAGUGGUUCUAGGAAAUGAUUGGUCAGGCAAGUCUCAACAAUUUGUUGAUGGCAUAUGAGGAUAAAUCAGUUUAUGCUGUGCGUGUUACUUUUUUAUUUUCCCUUGGACCCAGAGCUGAACCUAUUACAUUUCUGGGUGAAACUCUGUAAGAUUGUUCCGCUGAGUGGACCAACUGAUUUUAGAUGGAUUCUAUUUUCCACCCUGAUGGUUACGAGCAAAGUUAUGCUGAAAGGCCAAAUGAAGAAAAGAACAAAAUAUCUUACCGGUCCAAAGCACUUGCAUCAGUGAAGUCUCAUUCAGCAGAAGCUGGAUACAUAUUUCUGACUGACACCACUUUCUGAAUGGUCCAACACCCUUUAACUGCCUCAAAAUAGUUGCAAGCUCUACCUCUCAGGUAAUGAUAUUUCUGAAAUGCAAGAAGACAAUUUAGUUGAUUAUUUAACUUUUUAACCUGCUUUGGUAUACAAAAUGUGGACAAGGAAAGAAGGAAAGAAUGUUUUUAUUUUUAUACAGGUUUUUUUUUUUGAGAGAGCAGAAUAAUAAAUGAUGACUAUUCUCUGAGUGGGAUGUAGAUAAAGUUUACCAGGUCUUUUAUUGGAUUAAACUUCUCAAACUAUUUUUAAUGUUUCCCAGUAUGGAUAGCAGUCUUUUGAUGAAUACUACACUGUUAAUUAAUAGUGCCUACAGGGUUUUCAGAAGGCAAGUUAUUAUGGUGGCAUGCAGUCGCAGUUUCUGAUUCACUUUCGUUCAUAUCUCUGUGUCAACUUCUUUUGUUAUGGAGGAUACGUCUUGCCCAGUUUGUGGUGGGGAGGCGACUGUCAUCUGCUGUGGACUUGCAACUUGCAAGGUGGGAAAUUUUAAUUUGUGGAGAUGUUAAAGCAUUAGUAAAUGGUUGCACUUAUUAAGCUCGUAUGAACUCGCUGAUUCUCUCCAAUCUAGCUUGUUUCCUGAUUGGAUUCCUACCAUCCAUCUCGACCAAAUUUGUAUCAGUGGUUCCCGAGAUCCUGUGACAUGAACAUAAAAGAAUGGUCCAUAUUUUUGAGCUCAUGAAUUUUCACAGAAUCACUGAUGCAGUGCUAUUCCAUUUCCAAUAACCUGAUGUCAUUCUUUCUCGCUUGCUUGGGUUAGAUCUAUCCCCAAAGACUUGGUUAGUGUGUGUGGUCCAUGAUUUUUCGGGUAUUCCUGUAUUUUUGCGCACUUUUUUCUUGUCACCAAACUGCUGCUGACUGAAGGCUCUUCUUGCUUGGAAAUGACCUUGUUGCCCAAGUUAUCAUGGUGGUGAUAUCAUCAGUCGUAACUGGGUGCUACAGUCCAUCAUUUAUGACAACAAGUCUGCUGAUUGGCAACUUAAGGGUCAGAUUUGUGCUGGAGUCGAGAAGGUUCUGGCCGAGUGGUGGUAACAGAUUUGUUUUUUUGAUCUGCUUUGCUUCUCUGUUUGAGUGAUGAUUUUCGGUUUUCAUAAUCGAGUUCCGAUGAUCAAAGAUUUCUAAAAUUAAAAUAAUUAUUGUUAGUAUCUUUGUCGGAUAAGUUCCCCAAAGAAGGUUCUUUUCAUAUGAGAGAGGUAACCCAGCUCAAGUCCGAAAAGGCACUCAAUUCCCUAAAGUAGAGAAAAUAUUAACAGUCCAAGUACUUACUUGACCAAUAUGUCUGGUCUUUAUUGUAUGAUGUUACUAUUAUUUCAUUGUAUGGUCGUCGACCAUACGUAUAGAAUUUUAUUUACAUGAAAGUUGAUCU
Humulus lupulus (European hop) is the source of this 4167-nucleotide messenger RNA. RefSeq lists its product as uncharacterized. Gene Ontology annotation, biological process: transcription by RNA polymerase I. The record is from RefSeq and is a predicted model, not a curated record. The transcript has 9 exons. NCBI's taxonomy places the organism in Eukaryota, Viridiplantae, Streptophyta, Magnoliopsida, Rosales, Cannabaceae. Gene Ontology annotation, cellular component: RNA polymerase I transcription regulator complex. The coding region runs from base 273 to 2111 and encodes 612 amino acids.